AUGCCAUCUAAACGCAAGAGCAAAGCUUCAGCUCCUAGUCGUAAUAACCAGCCUCAAUCUUUGCCUGCUCAUAAAAGGAAAAAGCUUAGCGAUUUGAAAACGGAAGAGUUCCUUUCUUAUGGUCUCGACAGUGAUAUCGAAGAAGACAUUCAAGACGAUGUCGACCAUGAAGAAAAGAAAAGCGAUGCAAGUGCUUCCGGUAAAACAUCGAAACACAAGAUGCAGCUGCAACGUCUGCAAGAAAACGAUCCGGAAUUUUACAAUUAUCUGAAGGAUAACGAUCAAAAUUUACCCGAUCUACCUUCAUCAUCGAAGAAAUGGCCGCAAUUUAAAUCAUCUAUUAAAUCCUAUCUGUCUGAUCUCUUGCAGCUCCUUAAGCAUAUCUCUGAUCCCAAAAUAUUAUGUGGUAUUCUACGCAGCUUCAAAUCUAUCUUUCGUUAUUGCGGGUGUUUCCCCAAGUUAUGCAGGCAGUAUAUGAAGCAUUUGAUGCAUUUGUGGAGCUCAUCAACACAGGAAGAUGUACGUGUUUUAGCAUUCUUAUGCAUUCGAAAAUUGAUGGAUUUACUAACUUCGAAGGAAUUUAACGAAACCAUUAAAUUGAUGUAUACAGCGUAUAUUAGAAAUUGUAAAUUCACUACUCCAACUACACUACCAUUUAUUGCAUUUAUGCAAAGCUGUCUACUCGAAGUUUACAACAUUGAUAGUUCCGUUACAUAUCAGCAUGCAUUUAUCUACGUUCGCCAAAUGGCCAUCCACCUAAGAAAUGCGAUGACCUUAAAGAAGAAGGACGCUUUUCAAACUGUUUACAACUGGCAGUAUUUGCACUGCAUCCAUUUAUGGUGCAGAAUUCUUAGCGAUAUUUCAUGUAGAGAGGCAUUGAAGCCUCUCAUUUAUCCAUUAGUUCAGACGACAUUAGGAGUUAUUCGGUUGGUUCCAACACCGCGCUUCUAUCCGCUAAGGUUUCACUGCAUUAGAUCACUAAAUUAUUUAGCGCGCUCUGCGAAAACUUACAUACCAGUUUCCUCAUAUUUACUUGAGAUAUUGGACACGACUGAAUUAACAAAGAAGAGAAUGAAGGAAUCAUCUGGUAAACCUAUCGAUUUUGUAUAUGCAUUGAGCAUGCCGAAAUCAAAAUUGGCCACCAAACAAUUCUAUGAUGCUACAGUGGAAAAUAUCUUUGAGUUGCUGUUAGACCACUAUGCUGCUCAUUCCUACUCUGUCGCCUUUCCUGAAUUAGUUUAUUUAGCUAUCAGAACGCUGCGACAAUUCCUGAAAACGAGUAGCUUCUCCCAUUAUCGUAGAUUAAUGAAACAGCUUGUUGAUAAGAUUGAGGAAACGUCAAAAAUUAUUGACAGUAAACGCUCGAUUGUAACUUUCGGACCUAAAGAUGAUCAACAGAUUCAACGUUGGGAAAGUGCUUUAAUGUCUACUGUAAGUCCAAUAGAGAAGUAUUAUAAAACUUGGAUUACAGCGAAAGCAGAUCGAAUGAAACAAAAUCUGGAAAAUGCAAAGGAUGAAGUAAGUGAAAACCGAAGCAAAAAUUCGAGACCUAGUAAAAAUGCUAAGCGUAAGAAUAAUAAAAAGGCAAACCAAGGCCAAGUAGAUAAAAAAAUUGAAAAACGUGAAAAAGACGAAAAAGACAUGUCCGACGGUAGCGAAGCGUCUGUGGACGUAGAUGAUGAGGUAGUGGAUUUGGAAUUCUCUGAAGAUAGUAGUGACUAA
Molecule: messenger RNA, 1722 nt
Organism: Trichoplax adhaerens
Lineage: Eukaryota; Metazoa; Placozoa; Uniplacotomia; Trichoplacea; Trichoplacidae
Exons: 15
Coding region: 1-1722 (573 amino acids)
Biological process (GO): negative regulation of transcription by RNA polymerase II; ribosomal large subunit biogenesis
Cellular component (GO): Noc1p-Noc2p complex; Noc2p-Noc3p complex; nucleolus
Molecular function (GO): transcription corepressor activity; histone binding
Source: RefSeq, a predicted model, not a curated record